AUCUGGGGAGAGCCAUUGUAAUUCUACAUUUACAACAUGGAAGCAUAACAGCUCUUUAUACUCUGAAUGAAUGCAGUGUCAUCAGUGAGAACAGACCAGCUCAGUGAUAUUGGUUCCGGCAGUUUUGGGCAGACUCCUCCUCCUGGAUCUGUGAGACGCAACAGAGGGCUCUUUAUGGUGUUGGAUUUCAUGACUGGAAAGUGGCCUGGUGCUUGGCACAUGAGCUGUCUUAGCUGCAGUAAGAACAAAACAGCUUCACCGCAGGAAGGAGAGCAGUGGCAGAAUCAAGUGAAUACUUGUAAUGUCUGCUUUCCACUUCGCACUGAGCUAGAAAGACAUGCGUUCAGAAACUGAAGGAAACUUGUCAGAAUGCAGCACCACAGAACUCCUUGUUUCAUUUUGACCAUCCUGCUCUACUUGAAGUGCACUGUGACAGUGAUACACCGGAGGCAGUGUCAGGGAGCAAGCCUGUAAACCAAGAAGGGCCAUGGGCUUGAGCUAUGCCAGCCUUCAUGUCUCCUACAAGCUCAAGCUGCUGAUGCUCUUCACCUUGUGUGUCUUACUGGUGGGCUGGGCCACCUCCACUUACCUGGAGGGUGCUCUGCAUGAAGCUCCAAGGGCGAAAAAUAUGGUGGGAAGUUUCAGGAAGCCAACCACUAUCACAGAGGAGCGAAAGGAAGAUCCAAAGAGGAAUGCCAUGCCUACUGUGAAACUGCCUACUGUGACAUCCCCUUGCCCAUCUGUGUCUCCCUAUCUGCGGGGACCUAGCAAGCUUACAUUUAAAGCCUCCAUGACCCUGGAGGAAGUGCAGAGAGAGAAUCCGCAGGUGGUGAAAGGACGUUAUCACCCCAAAGACUGCUCAGCUCAGCAGCGAGUGGCUAUACUGAUCCCACACCGCAAUCGAGAGAAGCACCUGUUGUAUCUGCUGGAGUACCUUCACCCAUUUUUGCAGAGGCAGCAGCUGGAUUAUGGCAUUUAUGUUGUCCACCAGAAGCUGGAAGCAGACCGGAUGAAUUUAACAGAGCAGGCUGGCAAUGUCAAGUUUAACAGAGCAAAACUGCUGAAUGUGGGAUACUUGGAAGCCCUGAAGGAAGAGAACUGGGAUUGUUUCAUAUUCCAUGAUGUGGACCUGGUCCCAGAGAAUGACUUCAACAUUUAUAUGUGCGGCAGUCAGCCAAAGCAUUUGGUAGUAGGCAGAAACAGCACAGGCUACAGGUUGCGUUACCAAGGAUACUUUGGGGGUGUAACUGCUCUAACAAGGGAGCAAUUUUCAAAGGUGAAUGGAUUUUCUAACAACUACUGGGGCUGGGGAGGAGAGGACGAUGACCUCCGGAUCAGGGUUGAAUUGCAGAAGAUGAAGGUGAUCAGGCCUUCCCCCAGUGUAGCCAAGUAUACUAUGAUCUUCCAUACAAGAGACCGAGGCAAUGAGGCAAAUGGACAGAGGAUGAAUCUCCUACGUCAGGUAUCUCGAGUAUGGAAAACAGAUGGGCUAAAUUCCUGCUCCUAUAAGCUGCUCUCAGUGGAAUAUAACCGUUUGUACACCAACAUUACAGUGGAUGUUGGACAGUCAACCAAGAUUUCAUAACCAACUGUUUUGUGCCUAAUGAAUUUUGUCACAAAGAACUGCCCGUAUCAAGAGUUGCUGCAGUUGAACACCCAGCGUUGUUGGUUACUUCCCAGCAGCAAGUUCAUUUAGGGGAAAUAAUGUGUUUUUUCAUCUCCAGUAGUUUGCUAAGUAUUUUUUUGUGGACUUCAGGACCAUUGAGGUUUACUUAGAAAGCAUUUCUGUUGCUUUUUUUCCCUUGUUAAACAAAUUGAUCUUAUCCUCUGGUGAUAAAGUUCCAUCAUCUGAAAGUUAUCACUUUUCAUAGUUGAGGCUUGAAUAUCCAUUUUGAUGUGGGAAGAGGGUUAUAAAAACAAUACUGCCAUUUUCAGAGGUGCAAAAUUAAGGGCUUUUUCAUCCAAUUGACUUUUUAAAUAGGAUACUCAUGUUGAUAUUGGCUGUUUUUUCUCAAGCCAAUCAAUCAAGUGUUCAUCAUAAUCAUUUUCUAAGCAGAUGAUAUAUAAUGCCAUCAUGUAAGAAGAGCCACAGUGAGAAUGGGACACUUAAGAACUUGCUCAAUAAAACAUAACAGAUUUUGUUGAAAAGCA
Molecule: messenger RNA, 2151 nt
Organism: Varanus komodoensis (Komodo dragon)
Lineage: Eukaryota; Metazoa; Chordata; Lepidosauria; Squamata; Varanidae
Gene: B4GALT4
Product: beta-1,4-galactosyltransferase 4
Exons: 9
Coding region: 488-1585 (365 amino acids)
Biological process (GO): carbohydrate metabolic process
Molecular function (GO): glycosyltransferase activity
Source: RefSeq, a predicted model, not a curated record